AUGCGUGCUCUCCAGCACCUCCUGCUGGCCCUGCUGGCCCUGCUGGCGGCGGCGGCCAUCACGGCCACCGCCCUGCCCACCUCGCCGCAUCAGCAAGACACCGCGCCGAUGCGCCGGCUACGCGCUCUCUUCAGCCAGGGCCUCCUGGCCGCCGGACCGCAGCUGACCUUGGCCGAGGGUGCCGCGGUUCGCCUGGCCGCCGGCCCGGGCCUGCCCCAGACCUUGCUCUGGCCCGCCGGCACCGCCGAUGCCAACGCCGACACCUGGCCCGAUAAUUUGGCCCCCCUGCUCACGCGUGUCUCCUCCGAGGGCCCGCUUGCCGGGCAGGUGAACGGUGACGACACCUUCGGCUACUUUUCCCAGUCCCUGCCCGGGGGGGCUUUCACCUCGCGUGGGCUUUACCGCCAGCGCCUGGACGGGGCCGCGGGCUACGAGCUGCUGGAGCUGAACAUCACAGCCCCGGCCGCCGAGGCCGCCGGGGCCAUUGCCGAGGUCGCCGCCGAGAGUCACCAGCUUUCGACGGCCGGCGUGGCUCCGCGCACGCCCUGGCGCCCGGCGGUGGCGGCCACCGAAAUGGCCUUCCGCGCGCUGUCCUUCAACAUUCGCUACGGCUCGGCCAGCGAUGGGCUGAAUGGCUGGCCACAGCGCCGGCCCCAGGUGUUUGACAUCCUGCGUAAGCAGGCUCCCCUGGUGGCGGGGCUGCAGGAGGUCCUGCACUUCCAGCUGCAAGAGCUCCUGGCCGAGCUGCCGGAGUACCGGCAUGUCGGCGUGGGCCGCGAUGAUGGCCUCACCGCCGGCGAGUAUGCGCCCAUCUUCUAUCGGGCCGAUCGUCUGCAGGUUCUCGAAUCCGGGACCUUCUGGUUCUGCGACCAGCCACACAUUCCCGGCUGCCGGACGUACGGCAACAACCUGCCCCGGAUCUGCACCUGGGCCAAGUUUUUCGACGUCCCCACCGGCCGCGCAUUCUACCACUUCAAUGUGCACCUGGACCACAUGUCCAGCAACUCCCGCAUCCAGAGCGCCCAGCAGCUGGUUGACACCAUCGACCGGUACAACCUGGCCCGGCUGCCGACCCUGAUCACCGGGGACUUCAACAACCACAGCGAAAAUGCCACCGAAGUCCGGGUUCUCCAGGAUGCCGGCUACAUGGACACCUUCCGUCAGCUCGAUCAUGACCCCCGUCGUGGGCUCACCUACCACGAGUUCACCGGCAAGGGCAUCCGCAAGAUCGACUACGUGUGGCUCUGGACCGGCGCCAACCUGGCCGGGUACAAUGUCACCGCGGUCGACAUGCUCACCCAGCAUGUGUCUCUGCCCUCCGGCCUGGGGACCAUUUAUCCCAGCGACCACUACCCGAUUUUGGCCGAUGUCGCAUGGCACUUUGGCUAG
Fonticula alba is the source of this 1389-nucleotide messenger RNA. RefSeq lists its product as hypothetical. Bases 1 to 1389 code for a protein of 462 amino acids. The transcript has a single exon. The record is from RefSeq and is a predicted model, not a curated record. Lineage: Eukaryota; Rotosphaerida; Fonticulaceae. Gene Ontology annotation, molecular function: 3'-5'-RNA exonuclease activity.